Molecule: messenger RNA, 3144 nt
Organism: Pomacea canaliculata
Lineage: Eukaryota; Metazoa; Mollusca; Gastropoda; Architaenioglossa; Ampullariidae
Exons: 6
Coding region: 525-1112 (195 amino acids)
Source: RefSeq, a predicted model, not a curated record
UGCGCGCUCGAAAGCGACACUUGUAUUCCUGCGCGCGACACGACUGACGCUGUAGUUCCCUAGCAGCCCGGGCGACCUCUAGCGGUCGGCGCCGGAACAACUCAUUUUCACCUGCAUUGCGUCGCAGAAGCGGGAUCGUUGACUUCAAAUGCACACCAGACCUGUGGGUACUCGGGUACAAUGUGAGUUGAGGAUACGACGAGGGACGUCAGACAUGGUUCGCUUUCUUCAGACACUGACUCUCACUUUGCUGCUGUACAGCUUCCCUCCGUCAGGAGCAGACAGGUCGAAGCAAAGUGCUCAGAGGAGACAGUCUGUCCUCUUGCUGUCUCGUCGACGACUUCUGGAGAACUCGACAUCUACUCCGACGAUGGACUGCUCAUCGAUGACAGCAUUUCACUUGUUCGCCACGAGAGGUCUGCAGAUGGUGAAACUACAGAGAGCCCCACCACAGCUGAGUAUGAGGGCAGCAAGACUUUGUGGGAGAAGAUCGAGGAGUUCUACGCCACAACAACAACCUGGCCAUGUACUGUGUCCUGCCCCUCAUGGUCCUUGUUUACGGCGGGUGCAGUGUCAUCUACUGCGUCUACAAGCUUCGGAAAUACAUUCGAAGACGAAAACACAAACGAUUUCAAAAUGAAGACGACAGCGGGUCGUUUACAGGAAACAGCAGCACUAACCUUCUUCAAAAUGGUGAUCACUACAAUGCCAGAGAGAAAGAAGGUGUGAAGACUGUAAGUGGCGGAACAUGGCUGGAUGACUCGUCCUUCUCUGAUGUCAGAUACGAGGAAACUAAGAAGAGCCCGUUGCCAUGGGAUACUCCCCACAAAAUAGCCCCGACUGCAGGGAAACGACCCGAGUCCAGACAGGACCAGAAAAUUGAGAGUUUUAUCCUGAGCGACAGAAAUGACAGAAACUCGGGGACCUUAGAGAGAGAGCGAGAAAAGCUUGACGAGAAAGUCAACAACCAGGAGAAGAAGCAAGAGGACAGGGUGGAAGCUUUCAUGCGAGAAAAGAAGCUGGAGGAAAUAAGAAGCGACCAGAGGCGGGAGGGCAUGGAGCCUGUCAAACCUGUUCACAAAGGCUCAGGACUUCAACCGUCUGGCGGGUAGCCGCCCCAUCGAGAUCGUCCCCAUCACCCAGUCGCAGUACCAGCGGCACAUGGAGUCGCAGGAUUCGAACCUGUGGGACCCUCUCCACAACAAACCUUUCGAUGUACGGGCAGGUUCCGGCGCCGAGCGGCGGGCGGGGCGUGAGUCGGCUUGGUCCAUCCGCGACGAGAUCAUGGCCAAGUACGAUGCUCUGACCGUCCCUGGCCAUGGCCAAGAAGACGGCCGACAUCUUGCGGCUGAACUCGGAUGAACCGGAUGCUGGUCACCGCCCCGACACCUUGCGCCGGAAGCCGCGCAGCAAGUCCAAGCUGUUAUUUAUAGCAGAAUAGGUCGUUGGGUGAUUGUUGUGGGGACGAGGUGGUGGAAAGGUCGAUAUGCGAAAUGCGAUUUUUAUGCUAAACGAGAGAAAUUAUCCAGCAGGAAGCCAAGGAGACAAGUGUGGAACGCAGCGUUUUCAUUAACUUUAUUUAUUUACUGUUUUAGUUGCACGAGUGGACCGAGUUUAAUGCAAAAUAUUUUGCAACAUACCAGUGAGCGAUCCUGUAGCUGACCUUUCGGCAGGUAGGGUGAGGGUAAAGGUCGUCUUCUGACCUUUUUCAGAUUGUUGGGGAGUGAGGUGUUAGAGACUCAGUUUUCUCGGGGUUAGCUUUACGUGAAGGCAGGGCCCAUCUCUCGCUCUCCGCCUUUUCUCCAACCCUCUAUGGAGUCAGGUACCCAUUCCACCCACCCGGUAUGACUAGGGUUAUUUGUUUUUUGUUUUUUUUUUUUUUUUUUUUUUUUUGCUCUACACGGGUAUCGAACCGCCUCUCACUUCGGAUACCAAGCUCUGUCCACUCGGCUAUCCGAUUUCCCAGGAACCAGCGUUUUCUGGGGACUUUGGAAGAUUCUUUUUACAAAUAACUCAAAGAAUGAAGCUUUUGGAGUAGAUAAACGGGAUAUUUUUGGACUUUCGCCAAGGAAGACGGCAGAAAUCGUUUCGCACAUGUUUGAAGUGCCUGUAGAUGAUGACAACUGCCUUGAAAAGCAAGGACAAACUGCUGAAUUUUUAUCUGUCUUGACAUUCCUCCUUAUUGUAUGCCAGGUACUUUUCAUGAUGGCAUCAUUCUUGUUGUCUGUGCUUUUUUGGUACUCGUGCUGUUAAUCUUGAUUGACGUUGGUGUUGUUGAUGUUUUUGUUGUUGCAAUUAUCUAUAUGGCUGCAUAAAUUGAAUUCAUUGUUGACCUUUGGCCUUGAACCGUUUGAGCACUAUUUUCUCACACCAUAAAAUCACGUUUUUCAAAAAAAUUUUUGUGCAGCCUGAGACAAUUUUAUCUGAAGAAAAUGUUUAUCAAGAUUGUUUCCAGGCUUCAGACUGUGUUACUUAAUAGAGAGCUAUGUACUUUUUAUAUUAGACAUGGCUACAUAGUUGAUUGAUUGGAUUCGUAGAAAUUAGGUGUUGAUCUUUAUGAAAACACCUUCACUUCUAGACAUUGUUGGUGGAUUUUGAAGAUCACGAGGUCUGACUGGACAUAUGAUGCACCUUUUUAAUGACAGCAGUUUGGUUUCAUUUUUCUUUUCAGAUAACUUUCACAAGAAAGAAAUUGUCAUUUUCGACUGAACAAUACAUACAAUGGUGUUUGUGAACAUUGUAAAUGUUAAGCAUAUUUUAAUAGACUGAGCUGUUUAUAUAAGGUAUGCAUUAUCUUGAAGACAUACAAUAGACACAGAUUUUACGCAUUUACACCCGGAAGCAUGCCAAAAUUGGUAUUUAAUAAUACUUAACAGCUUUUUACAUACAGUUUGAAAUUCUUUGCAAAGGACAGUGCAAACAAAGCAAGUCAACUAGUGAUGACUUCAUCCGCACCUGCUUCAUAUUGUUCAAUAUGUUCAUUGUCCGUCCAACCAGCCACCCGUCCACACAAAGUAUUACUCCCUUCGUCUUCCCUUCACCUCUUUCCCUUAUUCGAGCGAUAUGUAUAAACAAGCAAGUCCUUGUACUAUUUGAUAGAAAGACAUAUAAACAAGCAAGUUGUUUUAAGAGCAUUUUACAUUG